Messenger RNA from Leptosia nina, 738 nucleotides. The record is from the annotation of a GenBank genome assembly. NCBI's taxonomy places the organism in Eukaryota, Metazoa, Arthropoda, Insecta, Lepidoptera, Pieridae.
AUGCAAGAGUUGGAGGCGAGUCUCUUGCUCAAACUAGGAGACAGGAUUAAUGCCCGAAUAGAUGGACUGGAACCUCGGCUUAAUCCUGCGCCACUGCUUAGGCCUCCCCUGGCAGCGGACAAGGCGAGGAAAGGAAAGGAGAGGGCGGCAAGAAACCCACCUGUCCUACCGGCGGUUGUCACCCCCGUAGCUCCCGUGGUGACUGCCGUCGAUUCAAGACCUGAAAAGGUCACAAGGCGAGGAAAGGAGAAGAAGACGGACGGACCUUCUCGGCCACUCAACCCGGAUACUCUGGAGGAGAACUGGGUCACGGUGGCAAAGAAGACAAAGAAGAAGGAGGAUAGGACGCAGCCAAGAACGGGGCCGGCUCCAAAGCCGAAGAAGAGUCCCCAGGCUAAGUCGAAGCCGAAGCCGAAGCUUAGGAUGCCUCGGUCGUCGGCCGUUGUGAUCACCCUCACCGAUGAGGGCAAGGAGAAGAUGACCUACAGCAAGGUUCUGAUGAUCGCGAGGGCGAAGAUCAACCUGAAGGAGGUGGCGGACAUUGAUGCUAUCAAGUUCCGCAAGGCGGCAACGGGGGCCGCUGUCUUAGAGCUCCCUGGAGCAAGCAGUGGUCCCAAGGCCGACGCCCUAGCUGAAAAGCUUAGGGGCCCCUAUGGAAACAUAGGCAGGAGAGAGCCAAGAAGGCGAGACGCGCGAAAGCUGCGUGACGGCUGCCCUCGGCACGGGGCUGGGUUUUAA